AUGUGCAGCUGUAUCAAAGGCAUUCUCAUGUACACCUUACGUUUGUUUAGGAAACAGUAUGUUUAUGUUGACAUUGCUACUCUCAUUCGCCUUCAAGUGUUUGAUUCGUCAAUUUGUGAGCCUGUUUCUAAAAUUGUAAAUUUUAAGCGCUCACAAGAUGGUCCCGAGUUAACUCUGUUCGACUACUUGAAUACGUGUUCCUCCACACUUGGAAGUCGCCUUUUGUCACAGUGGUUGAGGGUUCCUCUAAAAGAUGACGAGGAAUUGCAUCGACGACAAUAUGCAGUGGAGUUUCUUACUAGAUCGGCUAACAGAGGUCUCCACAAGUUGCUAGUGGGUUGUAUCAAACGCGUCGGUAAUAUACAGCGCGUGCUGACUAAAAUGCACGCUUCGUCUGCGGCUUCAAACGAAUGGAAAAUGCUAAUACAGACACUCCAGUCCUUGAAGUCGAUCAUGGAGAUCUGCCGUCAUCAUCCCGAACUGAGUGUACCCAUGGAUACCCCUGACAACGUUCCCCCACCAUGGCAGAUACUCCAUUCCCUGCUAGAGAAAAUUGUUGAAACAAUUGAUAUGUCUUCAACCUCAUCUCAUAAGCGUUUCAUUGUCAAACAAGGUCAUCAUGCGUGGUUAGAUGAGUGGAAGCAAAUUUACAGAUGUCUUCCGGAUAUUUUGAGUCGGCUAGCAGAACACGAAUUGAAUCGUCUGAGGGGUCAUGUUGACGCCUGUGGCUUGAUUUACUUCCCUUUAGUACGUUUUAAGCACAUUAUUUCAUUCGGUCUUGCCUAUUUACUAACAAUCACCCUAUGGCAAUGCCUUCUAGAAUUGGACAAACGUUAUGGUGACGUCAUGUAUGCAAUAUUAGAUGCUGAGACCUCCAUCAUGCACGAACUACAGGAAGAGAUUCUAAAGGCAGCGAAGCCGCUCCUAUGUCUGCUUGAUUUUGCCACCGAGCUGGACUGCAUUUGCGCCCUAGCGACUGCGGCUAUACGGAUGAACGGCGUCAAACCACGAAUGGUCUCCGAGAGCAGAGUAACAAUUCGCGGAGGGCGACACAUACUCUAUGAAGCACUGCACACCAACUACAGGACAAACUCAUUCAUUUCACCAACGGAAAAGGGCAGCGUCACCUUAGUGACCGGACCAAACGCGAGCGGCAAGACUAUGUUCAUUAAGCAGGUAACAAACACUCGCCGAUUGCCUACGCCUACCGAGAUCGGUCUGAUCGUCUACCUAGCCCACAUAGGAAGCUUUGUGCCAGCCGACUGUGCAACCAUACCGCUGAUGGACGCAAUUAUGGCACUCAUGCCAGCGGACAUCGAGAGGCAGGCAAAGACACAGGAAUUUCUUUCCGACGCCAGCUGGCUGGCUACAGCUCUUCGCUACGCCAGCGCCAACUCUCUACUCCUGCUGGACGAAUUCCCCUACUUUUCCGAUCAGGUGGCACGCAAGUCCCUGUUCCUCGGCUUUUUGGAGUACAUGAGUCAAAGAGACUCAUCCCACGUGAUUGUAACCGGAUUGAAUAUGAACUGGGCGAAACAGCUACUGCAGCCACUGGUGCCAAACAUCAACUUGAGGGUAUGUACAAAAAUGCAGACGCCGCAACCUGUUGAAAGAAUUGAUCGGAAUGGAUCUGAGCGAGUUCACCAAUGA
Hydatigera taeniaeformis is the source of this 1650-nucleotide messenger RNA. Lineage: Eukaryota; Metazoa; Platyhelminthes; Cestoda; Cyclophyllidea; Taeniidae. The record is from the annotation of a GenBank genome assembly.